AUGACUGCAUCAUCUUCUCAACGUCUCAAAGGUAUUCUAUCAGUAACUGUACUGAAAGCCAACAAUUUAAUUAAAAGUGAUUUAUUUGGUGAAAACGAUUGUUAUGCGAUUAUUUCACUUACACCUCUUUCCAUACAAUCGAAAGUAAAGGCUGAAAAUCAAUUAGGACAAACGGAAACAUGUCAGAAGACACAAAUUCAUGAUGGUUCUGAUCCUAUUUUCAAUGAAAAACUUCUAUUUCCUGUAGCACAGGAAUUAGAAGCAUUGUACGUUCAACUAUGGGAUUCGGAUAUUGGGAAAGACGAUCUUUUAGCUCAUGGAACGUUGAGUUUGCUAGACGAUGACCAAGGUGGUCAAUUUAAUACGAAUACGAACAAAGAAUGGCUUCAUACUGUAACUAUUUCCAUGGUCAAUGAAAAACGUGGACAUGGUGGUACACUAGAACUUGUCCUUCAUUUUAUUCCAGAGACGGUUGCUGCCUAUAUGGGCAAAAAAUUCAAUGCUACUCAAGCAGAGCUGAAGAAAAGAUUGACACAGCAAAUAGUAGAAAAAAUGACCGGUGUGGCUUCAGACAAAAUUCGAGGAUACGUUGGCAUCGGUGAUUGA
This is a messenger RNA of Rotaria sordida, 606 nucleotides long. NCBI's taxonomy places the organism in Eukaryota, Metazoa, Rotifera, Eurotatoria, Philodinida, Philodinidae. The record is from the annotation of a GenBank genome assembly.